Arabidopsis thaliana (thale cress) is the source of this 1182-nucleotide messenger RNA. RefSeq names its product Rhomboid-related intramembrane serine protease family protein. Gene Ontology annotation, molecular function: serine-type endopeptidase activity. The transcript has 8 exons. The record is from RefSeq and is marked reviewed. Lineage: Eukaryota; Viridiplantae; Streptophyta; Magnoliopsida; Brassicales; Brassicaceae. The coding region runs from base 24 to 986 and encodes 320 amino acids. Gene Ontology annotation, cellular component: membrane; chloroplast membrane.
AUUCCGAAGAAAAAGGAGAAAAAAUGCAUGCGAUUUUCUCGAGCUUCUCUCGCAAGGUCGUCGUCAACGUUGGUGCUUCUUCGCAAUCGCAGCUAACCAAAAUGGUGAAGAAGAAGCCAAACCAGAGUCGCCAUCUUCUUCCUUCUCGCCUCUCAUCUCCUUCUUCAGUACCCCACUUUGUUCCUUCUGCUGUAUCGCGAUCGGCGAAAGUUCAUGGGUUCUUCGCUAGCAAGUUGGGAAACACCAACCUAAAGCUGAAAUUUGGAAAUGUUAUGGAAUCUAGAGCUGGGUUCUUCAGUUCUGAGCUUCCUAGUCAUGGAUUCGAGUCUGGUGGUUUUACUGGGUUUCAAAAGCGGGGAUGGAAGUCUUGGAUCAAUGGAGCUAAUGGUGUAGUUUUUGGACUGGUAAUAGCUAAUGCUGCUGUAUUUACAAUGUGGCGAGUUUCAGACAGGAGCUGGAUGCUAUCAACGUACAGUUUUACGAGUGGAUAUAUACACACGCUGAUAACUUCGGGUUUUAGUCAUAUUGGUACCAGUCAAAUCAUCUUGAACAUGAUUGGAAUCUCCUACUUCGGCUCCAGAAUUGCAAGAACCUUGGGACCGCUCUACCUUUUGAAGCUGUACUUUGCUGGAGCACUUGGUGGCUCUGUUUGCUUCCUGAGUUAUCACGCCCUCUUGGCUACACUCAAGGGUGAAGGAGUUGUCAUUAAGGAUCAUCAAUCAACAGCCCCCAUUUCGCAGCUGCUGGGUGCUGAUGGAUCUAUGUUUGCCAUCGCGCUUCUCGAUAUGUUCAUCUACCCAAAAGUUACAACAUACUUUGCGUUGAUGCUCCGAGUGCAUGUAAUGUUUCGAAUCAUAAACUUAGGAGUCGAGAUUUUAAAUAUUCCAGAGGGGGGACCGAACCAUAUCGCAUCGAGUUCGGGUCAGUUGGGAGGAGUUGUGGUUGCUGCCAUGGCGUGGGCACGGAUAAAGAAAGGUCGAUUUUGAUACUGAACUGAUUUGCUGCAAAAGAUUCAGUGGACCUGAUCAUCAUCAUGCAAGUUAUGUUAAACUUCGUGACAAAUGAGAUUUUUGUCAACAUUUUUUCGUUUGGGUUGGACUUUUGUUUUGUAAACUGAAACCAAGAGAUCAAUUUGAUGGGUUUGGACCGUUUGGUUACAUUGGAAACUAUUUUUUUUUCUCU